AUGGCUGUGGAGAGGCAUUGGCAAGCUGAGGUCAGACUUGCGCCUCAGGGAUACCGCGUGGCUAAGCAAAUAGGCUCGGAGACUAUAGUAGUGGAGGAUGUGGCUCUUUUUGAUACAGCGGCGGCACUUGAUGUCGUCAAAGAGGAGGCGGAGCUUGUUGUCGGCGUCAGAGACAGCGGAGCCGUUCCUCUUGACUGGACCAAGAUAGUGGUAAGGACCGGGAUCGUGAAGCUACUGGCACUGGUGCCUAUCGUAGUCGACAUGGUGAUUAGGGUCACAGUUGACGUCUGGGCCGCUGCAACUAUCGUGGACGUCCCAGUACUCUGA
Messenger RNA from Lecanosticta acicola, 327 nucleotides. The record is from the annotation of a GenBank genome assembly. NCBI's taxonomy places the organism in Eukaryota, Fungi, Ascomycota, Dothideomycetes, Mycosphaerellales, Mycosphaerellaceae.